CUGCAUAUUCACAUUUGUGUGGCCGGCCCGUUCGCUAGCUACGUUACAUCAGUGUGUGGUCAGAAAUCCAUGUCACUGUGGAUGAAAGGGACAAGAGGCAGGCGGCCUCAGGCUAAUCCAAAUGGAGGAGUGAAACCUCGACCUUUUCGAAGAGCCCCGUACCCAGGGAGAGAGGAGAGAAAAGAAGCGCAUUCCGAAACAGAAGGCUAUGAGCAUGCUGAUCAACAACUGGACUACUCUGGUCCUGUGGACUAUGACUCGUAUGAAAAUCCCCAGCAUCAGCCUCUUCAACCGCAUCUACCACCUCCACCCACUGCAGGCUCUCCCAAGAUAUAUAAUCCAGGAGACUACCGCAAUGCCUUAUACCAGCGCUUUUACAAGCAGCUGAUGGGAGACGGGGUCCGACGGCCUCCCGACUGUGUGGUCUUGUCUGUAAACAACCAGAAUACGGAUUACGCAAAAUCACUAGGCCACUGUUUGCAGCAGCGUGGCCUUUCGGUGGAAAUGAUUUACCUGCAGGCGGAAUCGGGCCUGACACGAGCCCUUCAAGAUGUCCGCUCCAACGCUUCUCCCCUAUGUAUUCUUGUGGAGCAGACAAACGUAAAUCUGUCCUCGUGCACAGUUAUCAUAUUUUCAGAGUCCCUCAAAAUUCACCGAAACAUGCCCAAGGACCAGGCCAUGGAGUUUGUGACGGUGGAAUACAGACGAGUGCAGGCAGCACGGCGGGAUCCGGACCCUGGCGAGGUGGCGGCGCAGGCGGCUGAGCUAACGGAUGAUUACCUGGAGCGAUCGAAGCUGGAGCGCCACACCGUGCCCUCUGCCACACGCCACCUGCUCGUCCUCAUGGCCGAGGGCCUGCAUCUGUACCCAGAGGAGCUAGGCACGCUCACACAGUACAUACGUACGCGUCAGGACCAUCUGCAAGCCUCUCCCCCUGAACUGGACAAAGAGUCUGUCCCAGAACCUCUGAGCAGUCUGCCUGCUGGUCUGGGGAAGCCCCCUCCCCUUCUUCCUGCUCCCUCUGCCUCUGGACCUCCUCAAAGAGAGCGACCCACCCCACCUACAGGCAUGGAUGACCACCCACCUGUGCCACUGAUGGGUGCUAAAGGUUCAUACCCUAAGACCAAACCUCCUCCUCUGCUGUCAAUACACCAUGGCCCUCCUCACAGACCGCCAGCCCCUCAUGGUCCUCAUGGCCCCCUACCCUUGAGAGGGCCUGCUGUCCCCCAUGGCCCUCGUGGUCCCCCUCCCCCACGAGGGCCUGGAGGGCCACAUCACGGACCACCAAGGUGCUCUCCAUUGAUCCGUGGCCCUCCCUCACAGAACGGGCCUUUGGGCCCCCGUGGGCCCCCACCACCUCGGGGUCCCAGAGCACCCCCACCCUCACUGAAGAGCCUUCACAUGGGGAGUCCUCCUCCAGGUCCACUACCUCGACCCCCCAGACAUCAUCUCUCCUAACCUGCUCAGGACACGUGGCUCCACUUUUU
This is a messenger RNA of Chanos chanos (milkfish), 1487 nucleotides long. Its product is annotated as nuclear receptor coactivator 5. The transcript has 9 exons. The coding region runs from base 70 to 1458 and encodes 462 amino acids. The record is from RefSeq and is a predicted model, not a curated record. Lineage: Eukaryota; Metazoa; Chordata; Actinopteri; Gonorynchiformes; Chanidae.